Molecule: messenger RNA, 1972 nt
Organism: Frieseomelitta varia
Lineage: Eukaryota; Metazoa; Arthropoda; Insecta; Hymenoptera; Apidae
Gene: Vps33B
Product: vacuolar protein sorting-associated protein 33B
Exons: 7
Coding region: 221-1930 (569 amino acids)
Biological process (GO): intracellular protein transport; vesicle-mediated transport
Cellular component (GO): CORVET complex; lysosome
Source: RefSeq, a predicted model, not a curated record
UAUUGGAAAGAUCACAGUUCAGUAUGGCUUACGAAGCUCUCGUAGAUGGAUGUAUCAGUUGAGUUGUUUGUUAUGAUCAAACUUUUAAAAGAAAUAGCAAUUCCAUGAUCAAUCUGUGAGAUGUAAUUUGAAGAUUACUUGAGGUUGGAAGGAAUUUCGGAGCUAAACAGCUUCACUAUCACUUAUUGUCGAAAUCAAUUUUACAAAUAUCAAAAAAAAUAUGGACAUCACGUUGGGCGACAGACUGAACGUGCUACAACAGAUAAGUCAACGAAAGUUGGUUGAGGUACUGAAAGAGAUUCCUGGGACCAAAGACCUAGUGAUAGAACAGAAGCUUAUGAAAAUCUUGGAUAGUUUUGUAGGGGUUUCUGUACUUAAACAUUAUGGCGUUGAAAAAAUUUACAAAAUGGAACAGGGCUUGAAACUUUCGAAUUCUCAGCACAUAUUUUUGGUUUCGAGCGAUCUGAUCACUUGUAAGAGGGUACUGGAUCAAAUACAAUCAGAGAUUCCUCCAAAUAGUAAACCACACGUACAGCCAUAUCACCACAUUUUAGUUGCUCCAUUUGUACCUGCUAUUCUUAAUUUGAUAAUUGAAGAAGAAGGAUUAUCCGGACUAGUUACAUUGCAAACAUUGUCCUGGGAAUUUAUAAGAUUAGAUGGAAACAUCUUGUCUUUAGAGAAUUCUAUGUUCAUUGAUUUUUACUAUCACAAAGAUACUACAUUGUUACCAGCGUUGGGACGUGGUCUGUGGUCAUUGCAACUUAUACUUGGUUCACCUAAACUGACGGUUACCCUUGGAAAGCACAGUCAGCAAAUACUUAAAAUCAUGGAUUCCAUGAGGCAGUGCUUGGGCUCUUCUAACAUAGAAAAUGAAAUAGGAGCUUUAAUUAUAAUGGACAGGAAUUAUGACUUGGUUACACCACUUUUAACACCUGUAACAUAUGCCGGAUUGUUGCACGAAGUGAUAGAAAUAAAUGUUGGCACAGGUAUUUUGAGCAAAUCUCAAGUUAAAUUAGAUCCAGACAAAGAUAAGAUUUAUGAAGAAGUAAGAGAUACACCAUGCAGCGAAGUUUUCCCAUUUUUGCAUAAAAAGGCAAAACUUUUAAAAUCGGAACAGAAUAAGAUACAAACAAUGAAGUUGUCCGAAAUGGAAACGUAUGUAACGACACAGUUACAAAAAACUAGGGAUCUAACGCAACAACUUGCUUUUCAUAUUUCUGCUUGCCAAUUAAUAGCAGACACACUGAGUUCUGAUUUUCAAACUUUGCAAGAAAUAGAGAAAUGUAUGCUCGAGUGUAGAGAAAGGAAAGAGUGUUUGAAUUAUAUCGAGAGAUAUGUUGACGAUCACCCACUGAGAACUUUGCGUUUAUUAUGCCUAUUGUCAAUCACAAGCGACGGAAUUACGCAAAGUGAAUUAGAUUCUGUACAAAAGCUUUAUCUUCACGCUCACGGGUACAAGCACAUACCAUUGUUUUAUAAAUUGCAAAGUAUAGGUUUACUGAAAUACAGGUCAGAAAAUAUUCUACACAAAUUAUCGAAUUGGAACAGUGAGUGGAACAAUAACGCGCAGAAGUUGAAGUUGUUACCCAGUUACUUCAGACAAGCGAAACAAAAAAAUCAUUCAUGUCCGAGUUAUGUAUUCAGUAACGUUUACGUGCCACUAAUCGCUCAAAUAUUAAACACCGUUGUGAAUCAAGAAAAGGAUUCCAAAAUUCUUGAUGAAUUGACAAAUUUACCAAACUGCGUCAUAAGUGGCCAACGUGGUUCAUUAUCACCAAAAAUGAUAGUGAUAUGUAUCAUUGGCGGUAUUACCUACGCUGAAAUAACCGCUUGCAGGUUUAUAGAAAAAUCGACUGGAAUUCAGCUUGUACUAACGUCGGAUAGUAUAAUAACAGGUAAUAAAGUACUAGAGAAGGUGCAAGAUAUAUGAACAUCUUAAGUGAUAAUUAAAAAUCUAUAAUAUCAAAUGUAG